Molecule: messenger RNA, 1752 nt
Organism: Arachis stenosperma
Lineage: Eukaryota; Viridiplantae; Streptophyta; Magnoliopsida; Fabales; Fabaceae
Product: cytochrome P450 94A2-like
Exons: 1
Coding region: 93-1634 (513 amino acids)
Molecular function (GO): heme binding; oxidoreductase activity, acting on paired donors, with incorporation or reduction of molecular oxygen; monooxygenase activity
Source: RefSeq, a predicted model, not a curated record
GACGCACAACACUAUAAAUAUUGCAGCAAGCGAAACACGAAAGAAAACACACCAAUAAGAAAGCAAUUGCAGAACCUUCUAAACCAGAAAACAUGGAGCUUCUUCCCAUAGCUUACUUCCUUCUCUUUCUUGCAACUCUCACUUGGUUCUUAGCCACAACACUCUCUUCAUCUUCAACACCCAAAAGAGUUCCACCAAACACCAAUAUUCCUAAAGCCUACCCUAUAAUUGGCUCCAUCUUCGCCAUCGCCGCCAACAAACACCGCCGCAUCCACUGGAUCUCCGACAUCCUCCUCUCCUCUCCGUCCUCCUCCACCUUCACCCUUCGCCGCUCCCUUGGCUCCCGCCAGAUCUUCACCGCCGACCCCGCCAUCGUCCACCACAUCCUCAAGUCCAAUUUCCCAACCUACCAAAAAGGUCCCACCCUUAACCGCGCCCUCGGCGACUUCCUCGGUGACGGCAUCUUCAACUCCGACGGCGACAACUGGAAGUUCCAGCGCCAGCUCUCCAGCCACGAGUUUAACACAAGAUCCCUCCGCAACUUCGUCGAAACCGUUGUAGACGCCGAACUCUCCAACCGCCUCAUCCCAAUCUUAUCUGCCACGUGUAAUCAUACCAACACUAAUGCAACAAAUACAUGUGACUUACAAGAUAUCCUCCAACGCUUCGCCUUCGAUAAUAUAUGUAAGAUCGCUUUCGGUUACGAUCCGGAAUACCUCCUCCCAUCGCUUCCAACAACCACCUUCGCCAAGGCCUUCGACGACGCAACAAGAAUCAGCAGCGAGAGGUUCAAUUCCGCGGUGCCGCUGGUAUGGAAGAUAAAGAAAAUCCUAAACAUAGGUUCCGAAAAUAGGCUCCGAACCGCAGUGUCGGAGGUGAGAGGCUUAGCAAAGAAGAUCGUAGAGGAGAAGAAGCGAGAGCUUGAAGAGAAGAAAACGCUGCAAUCCGUGGAUCUAUUGUCGCGGUUCUUGGUUUCCGGACAAAACGACGAGUCGUUUGUAACGGACAUAGUCAUCAGCUUCAUUCUCGCUGGGAGGGACACUACUUCCGCAGCGCUCACGUGGUUCUUCUGGCUCCUUGCUAGCCAUCCGCACGUGGAAGAAGAGGUGGUUAGCGAAAUUAUCCAGAAGAACCACGUAGAUGGUUCCUCCGUUUACGAGGAGCUAAAGGACAUGGUGUAUACUCACGCCGCGUUGUGCGAGAGCAUGAGAUUGUACCCGCCGGUGCCUGUGGAUACGAAAGAGGCUGCAAACGACGACGUUUUACCUGAUGGUACUUUUGUGAAGAAAGGGACACGUCUGGCGUACCAUAUCUUUGCGAUGGGAAGGAGUGAGAGGAUAUGGGGCGCGGAUUGGGCCGAUUUCAGGCCCGAAAGGUGGUUGAGGCGGGAUGGGGAGGGGAAGUGGGCUUUUGUUGGAGUUGAUCCGUAUAGUUAUACAGUGUUUCAGGCCGGGCCUAGGGUGUGUUUGGGGAAGGAGAUGGCGUUUUUGCAGAUGAAGAGAGUGGUGGCGGGGAUCUUAAGGGAGUUUAGGGUGGUUCCGGCGGUGGCGGAAGGGGUGGUGCCGGAGUAUACUGGAUACCUUACGUCGCUGAUGAAAGGUGGGUUCCCAGUGAAGAUAGAGAAGCGAAGAUAACCACACAAGUAAAUAGAUAUAUUCUCUGUAUCGUUUCUGUUUCCUGUAAUUACAUGCCUGAAUUGUCUCCUGCUGUAAUAUGUAGUUUGAUCUUUAAUUUAGUAGUUUCAUGUGUUAA